Messenger RNA from Dendronephthya gigantea, 2579 nucleotides. Its product is annotated as axoneme-associated protein mst101(2)-like. NCBI's taxonomy places the organism in Eukaryota, Metazoa, Cnidaria, Anthozoa, Malacalcyonacea, Nephtheidae. Bases 211 to 2214 code for a protein of 667 amino acids. The record is from RefSeq and is a predicted model, not a curated record. The transcript has 9 exons.
CGUGAAUGCCUGCACUGCCCUAAAUAUCGGGUUGCUGUUCUUGGAAUGCGUGCAAAAUGGCGACGCAUUUAGAGUGGAAUAAGUGAUCUCGAUGAAUUUUAAACUGUUUUAACAAGAGUUACAAACCUUUCACGUCGUCAAUUUUAACAAAGAUUCAACUCAAAUAUCCGUAGCUACUUUGUUUUAAAUUGUUUUGUAUUUCUGGCCAAAAUGAUGACAACUAGAGUCCCGAUUAGCAGCAACGAUUUUGGUCUGUUCGACGCAGAAUUGAACAACUAUGAAUACGAGUAUUUUUUCAAGCACAUCGGUGCUUUUAAACGCUUUAUGCAAGAAGAGCCCAAGGAACAAAGGCAGUUAUUUUUGGAUGCAUUUUGUGAAUAUUCAUAUAAUCAUAUUGAGAUCAAAGCCAUUGCUACAAUGAGUGAUCCUAAGAAAAAGUUCAUUGAAAGUUUUCGAUCAUAUGCGCAAGAAACAUUCAUAAAUGGCAAAUUCAGUGCGGCAAAGCAGUUCCUCAAUGACUCUGUUAUUGUGGCAAGAAAUAAACACAUGAUUCACUAUAUGGAUUCCCAUUCAUAUGCAAAAGACCCAUUUUUUCAUAAGGAAACAAGAGAUGUGUUCAGGAGAUUGUUUGGUGAGCCUACAGAGGCAGGAACUUGUGUCAAGGUCAUCUGUGUUCUACCACUGUACGUGAGAUUUGCUGGCUCAAUAUGCCGCUAUCUCAAGCGAUGGUUAGACGUGGAGGAAAGCCUGUACCCAAUGCCUGUGAAAUCUGGAAAGAAGAGUAAGGCUGAGAAGAAAGCUCUGAAGCAGCAAGCUGCCAUAAAAGCAGCUCUGAUGGCCAGUCAACCAACUAAACCAGAGGUCAGUAAGGCAGUUUCAGCUCCUCAACAGAGUACUGGCUGUUCCUGUGGUUCAAAAACUGGAUCAGCUUCUGGGAAGCAAAGUGGAGGCGAGAGUACUAGUUCAAAAACGGUCGGCAGUGGUGAGCAGUCAAAAGCCUUAGCUGUAGCAACAGACGAGAAACCCUCUCAAGCUGAGGUCGAUGCAGCUGAAGACUUCUCAAACUUUUACUAUGAUAUGCACGAGAGAAAGCAAAGAAAACGAGAUAUUCGGAAGAAGGGCAAAAAAUAUGAGAAUAUUGCCUGUCAACAUCCUUGUCAUGGCAAGGUUUGCAACUGUAAUCCUCAUAAACAUAGCCAUGACCAUAGCCACAAUCAUGAUCACAGUCACAAUCAUGAUCACAGUCAUGAACAACCACAAGCUACCCGCGAAGAGCUGAUGAAUUGCCUUUGCACGAAGCACAAAGCGUUGGCCGAGGCGAAGAUAGCAGAAAAGAAAGCUGCCUUGGAAAAACGAUUGCAGAGCGAAAGAAAAUUAAGUAGCGAUGGUAGUGUAGCUUGCGAUGAGAAAAUCUCUGAAAUGAAAAAUAAUGAAAACAGUCCCGAGGAGAAGCUCGCUGAAGACAAAAGCUCUGUGGCUGAGAGUUCUGAAAAUAAAACUACAGAAAGUGAAAUCUCGAUGGAGAAAGAUUCAGCAGAGAAAAGCUCUGAAGAAAAAGAUUCUGUGGAGAAAACGUCCGGUGAUAAAGGUUCGGAUGGUGGAAAGUCCGAGGAUAAAAUCGCGGAGGGCAAGAGUUCCGAAGGCAAUAGUUCCGAGAGCAAAAGUUUGGGAAACGAGAUCGUGGCCGAAAAUCCCGAGCAUGAAUGUUUGGAGGAGGAUAAAAGUUCCGAGAAUGCUAAGAGUAUCGAGAAUGAUAAAAAUUCUGAAGGAUUUCAAACACCUGAAGAGGAUAGUUCCGAGGAUAAAACUAACGACGCCAUUGAUGUGCCUUGUAAGGUUGAAGAGAUCAGAAGACGGAGGAAAAGGCAAAAGAAAAUUGCGGAGAAUGGAGUGGUGAGCAGCGAUGAUGAAGAAUAUCACGAUUGUGAUGCUGCUGUUGAACGUUUUAUUAACAGAACAUUUCCUGAACUUCAUUUGUGUGAACCGCAUCCUAACGAGCAGUAUGAAAAAAUAAUUGAAGAAGAAGAAAAGGAAAUAGCAAUUUUGAAAAUGAAGGAAGCGAAGCUACGUACGUGUGCCUUCUGUAGACAACAAGAAACUGAAGUGAAGACAUUCAAGAAGUGUCAAAAGUGUAAAGGAAAAGGAACGAAAUUUUAUUGCAGUCGCCAGUGCCAAAAGCUGGAUUGGACUCGACAUCGUUCAGAACAUGAAUAGUUGUAAAGAAUUCAUCUGGAGUUGAUUGUUUCAAGGUUUCUCUGUUCAUCGAAAAUCAUCAAUUGAAAUGAAUCAGUUUGUAUAUAUGGAAUUUAGUUGUGUAUAGAACUUUGUUGAAAUGAAGAGUUUUUAGCAGCGAAGUUGAGUACUGUACAUAUAAUAAAGGCAUAAGUAUUUUUAUAUUGUUGAUUAUCUCCAGAUAAGAUAAUCACAAGACAAAACACGUUCAAUUCGCCUGACAAAUUUUGCUUUGUAAUUUUGUCUAAGUUCUACAAAAGCAGGUCUGAGAAGUAUUCAAUAUUUCGGAACACAAACUAUCGCAUAUAAUUGGCACUACACUAUAUAUACUGAAUAAUGUAGUCAUU